Molecule: messenger RNA, 969 nt
Organism: Diaporthe amygdali
Lineage: Eukaryota; Fungi; Ascomycota; Sordariomycetes; Diaporthales; Diaporthaceae
Exons: 1
Coding region: 1-969 (322 amino acids)
Source: RefSeq, a predicted model, not a curated record
AUGGGCAAGUCAAGCGGGAAACGUCACAAGCAGUCUCGAUAUCGGCACGUUCCGCCGCUAUUGAGUACAUGCAGAGAGGAUGGCCUAUGGCAGAGCAUCGAACGGGACGAAGAGGACUUGAUAUCGUGUUUCGAAGAGCAUCGUAUUGUCUCUGUCGACGAUUCGUCUCUGGCGGCCAAGGAAAGCGACCUUACUGGGCAACAUACAACCCACGGUCACUACCAGCCUCGCCAACACGACCCGGCAACAACAGCCACCCCCCACACCCCAGAUCGACAUUCUACCCCAAAGGCAACGCCUUCGAAUACAAGCCAACAGUCACCAAGCCAUCGUCUCACAACACCAACCAGAGCUGACUUGCUCGCCAGAGUCCUCAAUUGUCCCCUACCACACCCAGGUCUACCCACGCCGGGGGAUCUUUCCGCAGAUAUAUCCCAGCCUGUGCUGCCAAGCCCAGGAGAAGCUCAGCGCGGACCGAAAAGGCGCAGAGGAAGACCCAGAAAGCCACACAAUGCUCCCAACUGGAACAAACGGCGCCACGUCCGCUUCUCCGAUCCUAUACCUGCCGAGCCAGAGCCCCGGGCGGAAUCUCAAGACCCACACAUAUUCGUCCGACUCCUUAAGAUCACCGUCAGCCUUGAGGGCUCAUUUCCAGUACAGCGUCAGGAGCUGAUUUGGAACAAUCGCGCCAAGGGGUGGAGGCUGGCCGGCGAGAGGAGCGAGCAGAAUAUUGGGGAUAUCGCUGGGUUGCUGGAUGAUAUGUCGCAGCAUGGCUCCAUGCUGAAGGUACUUCUUGCCCCAACUGAAGGACGAGGAGCUCGAGAGCCGAUGGAAAUAGGUUGGAACGUCGCUAGGUACUGUUUUCAUGGCUCCAAUCAGGAUCUGGGGAGCUUGUCGGUCACCUUGGGCGAGAUGAAGGAUAUGGUCAAAGAUCCGUGGGCGAGACAAUUUGUUGGGUGUAUAGGCUAA